AUGGCGGUCAGUCCGGUAUCACGCGCCGACUCCGGGCCGCUUAUAAGUGCACGUGACGCGUCGUAUUGGAUGUCCGUUGCCUGUACUUCAUCUUCUUCUCACUCGAAUAUCGUUCCAAGCGUCUCUGCCUCCUCAUCGUCACGUAGCAUCAACACCAAUAGUUUCCUUUUGAAUUACCGAAAUAACAGCUUUUUGAAUGACACGACUAACUCAUUGGAGCAACAUGACAAUCUCAAUGUUCCACAAGAUACUACACAUCCACAUUUCGAGAAUUUUAUGCAUCAACAGAAUGAAAGAAGUCAUGGGAUUACAUUGGAUCAUCAUUCUGAGUCGAAUCGACAAACAUUCGUGACCGAGGAAGUAUACGAGUAUCAACGGUACCAUAUGGUUUUAGGUUGGGGAUCUAAAGGACAUUUAUUGCCAUUAGAUCCGGAUAAAUACAUGCGUGUAGUACGGCAUGGUUUGCAAAUCCGGAAACGACAAACACAAAGUAUACAUGAGACUGAGAACGAUGUGUUGCUUGAAUGGACUGCAGCAUCGACAUUUCCAGAUAUUUCAUUACCAGAUCCACCACUUAUUGAUAAAAUUACGACAACUAAACAACGAAGUCGAUCAGCUGCAAGUUCUACAAAAAAUGACAAAACAAAACGAACAAUGAAUGGAAAGAAUUUUCAAAGUCCUCGAUGGGAGUGGGCAAGUCCAUGGCAUUUGGAAACGUUUGGAAACUCCCACGAUGUUAUGGAUGGAUGGCAAUACGCAUCCAGCUUUUCACAUUUUCGCCCACGUCCGCUGCGUCAUUCAAGAGGACGAUCGAUUAAUUCUCAAAGACAAGCGUAUUUGCCAUUAGAUCGAGAAGUACCAUCUUCUUCUCCUUUCACUUCUUCAGGAAAAAGAUUGCGAGUGCGUCGACGGAAAUGGGUACGUUAUCGACGAUUACGUUCAGGACGCAAAAAGUUUUCCAACGAUACAAUUACAAGUGCCUUUGAUGAUGCAUUUCUUGAUUCGAUGAGUGGUUGGUUACGUAAACGUGGUCAUGUGUGUAAAAAUUGGAAAGACCGAUAUUUUGUGCUUCACAAGUCUGUGUUGCGGUAUUAUAGCGAUGCGUGCUGUACGAAAUUAAAAGGAGAAGUGUUGCUGUUCCAUCCACAAACUUGUGUUCACUAUGUAGAUGUUCACGUGACAGGGGGUCGUGAUGCAAGUUUUGCCAUUCAAGUUGGAUCUGAGUAUACGUUGCUAUUACAAGCUGAACGACUUAGUGAUCGUGAAAAUUGGAUGUAUUGUAUUGAAGAUGCAUUGUUGUGUCGCGAUUCGUAUCAAAAUCAACAGGUAGCAGAUGGAGGUAUACCUUUUGAUUUACGCGAAAGUGUCGCGAAACGACGAUUAUUGAGUGCUGAAUCUAUGGCUCUGAAUGGAAACUCGUUUCGAGAUUAUUUUGAUGGUAUUAACCACGCUCAUCGAGCUACCAGAGCUUCGAGUAAUGACACCUCUAGUGACAGACGCAAUGGAAUAUCAAACUUACAGACUGGUAACAGUUCUGGAAGUGACGUGUUGCAUUUAUGGGCGUCGCUGCACGCUAAACCUGGUGGUGUUCUGAGCGCUGUCAGUUCUGCAUCUCCGACGUUGCGUGCGUUAUUGCGCGAAUGUGACCAGUUCUUAGCAAGCAAAACGAUGCGGCAACAUAUUGCAAACUUUCUUGUCCUGUUUCGACGAAAAUAUGAGCGCCCAGCAGUUGCCUCGGUCUCAGCAAUUGGUGCAUCAGCAUGGACACGACUUUCGGAGCCAUGGGCGCUUGCAACUGGGAAUGAGUCGGACAGUGACCAAGAAACUCGAGAAGGUUCAUUAGAUGCAACAUUACACGUUACGAAUUUGCAAGAUGCACGCAGUCUGUUGGCACUUAAAAACUAUCGAUUCUUUCUUGAACGGUCCCUCGAGCUGAUUAUGGAUCAUGUGACAACUUUUGCAAACUCAACUUUACUUCAACAACCAGGCAUGUCACCAUUAGAUGGACAACAUGCACUAAGGGAUGAUGAGUGGGCACUUGCUCGUCGUGCAGCGUUGUAUAAGUUAGAACGUCGGACUUUUAUUCCAUUGCAAGAGAUUAUUUAUCAAUUAUUAGGAGCUCGGACGGGAUCUGGACGUGGACAGAAACAAGAAGAAGAGCAAUUUGAACGAUUGCGUCAACGAGUGGCAUCGUAUCCUCAGAGUUUUUUUGAAAUUCGACCAACACAUCAAUCUCCUUCUGAGUGGCAAUCAGCUAUUGCAUUACUCAAUACAAUGGAUAAUUAUUCACUUCCGUCCGAAAAGGCAGCUGUGCUUGUGGAAGUGGCACGUUGUAUCUAUGAGACUUAUGCACGCGAACACAACAUUGCUACGAAUAGUGUAGGAGCUCAAAAGCAGCCGACAAUGGCAGCUGAUGACUUUUUACCAAUUUUUAUCUUUAUAUUGGCACGAUGUCGACUUCGAAGUGUCAUUGUGGCUCGUCAUAUAAUUAGCGAAACGAUGAUUACGGCACUAAUGAUUGGUGAAACGGGAUACUAUGCUACAAUGCUCGAGGCUGCUAUUGGCUAUAUUGCAUCUUUUGAUGACACGGCCAAGGUUGAUAAAAUACCAAGUCGGUGUAGUGGCAGUGGCGCUACUACUGUUGGUAGUUUUUAG
Messenger RNA from Plasmopara halstedii, 2655 nucleotides. RefSeq lists its product as hypothetical. The record is from RefSeq and is a predicted model, not a curated record. The transcript has a single exon. The coding region runs from base 1 to 2655 and encodes 884 amino acids. Lineage: Eukaryota; Oomycota; Peronosporomycetes; Peronosporales; Peronosporaceae.